AUGGCGGACAACGACGUCCAGGACUGGGCCGAGAUCGAGGCCAGCUACUGGUCCGACACAAUCAAGGCCCGAGCAGAAGAGGACCGGAUCAUGAUUGGCAAAUUCGAGGCCAGGACGGACCCGAUGAGGCGGCGGCUUGCCGUGCUGUUUGAUGAGCGGGAGGAGUAUACCAAGCGGCUCCAGGAGAUCAAGAGGCAGUGCGAUGCUGUGGAGGCCGACCUUGACGGCGUUUCUCUGCAAUUCGAGGAGGCAAAGCAGAUCACCGCUGACGACCGGGAGCGCAAGGAUGAGAGUGCGCGGGCCUGGUUCAACUAUAACAAGUCUCGGACUGCGCAGCCACAGCCUCAGCAGAACGGACACCCGAAGACAAAGGGCAGACGAGGAAGCAGGACUGCGAGCUUCAGGGCCAAUGGCGACACGCCUGCUCGAGGAGCCUUCACUGCUGUCAAUGAGAACAGCAACGGCCACGCCGACCAGCCUGCCUCACCGGAUAGCUCCCCGCUAUCGGAGCCACGAGAUGUGUCGCCGCCCGACAAGGACCUGACAGGCGCCGAGAUCUUCGACCACGAGGGCAAUCGCAUCGUCCCUGUCAAGCGUAUCACUCGCGAAAAUAAAUUCACUCGCCAAAUUAUGCAAAUUCCCAUCCAACGUCACAUCGUCGUGCGUCCUGGCCGCAAAUUCACACAGGAAACUAUAGAUAGCAUCUACGAACCGAGCGACGCCAAGGGAGCGAAGUGGCUGAGUUGUAUGAUUCAAGCGACCGGUGAGGAGCAGGACUCGCCUUGCACAUCUUGUGUCAACCGGGCAGGAACAUGGGUCGGCUGCGUCAUCGUUGGCGGCGAGGAUUUCCCGCGAUGCGCCAACUGCGAGUGGAACCGACAGGGCUGCUCAGGGUCGUCUUAUCACCAGAUACGUGCGCGGGACGAGGACCUGCACACGGUCCGGAAAGAACACGAUUCGCCAUCUCUGGGGGAGCACUCGGUGCUGCCUUCUCGCGAGGGAAGCUCCUUCGGCGGAUUCACCCCAGUCAACAGUGGCCUGUUCAGAUCCUCCGUGACAGACGCCCCCGACGGUCCUUCGAGCGUGCCAUCCAAGCGCAAGUCCCUGCCGAGCAAGAAGGGAGGUCGGAAGUCCCUUCCUAACAUGGCGAUGACGGGCAAGGAGGACGUGGAGCCCAUGGAAGAUUCGAUCUUGGGCAACGGAGAUGGAGAGGAGGUUGUGGAUCCCAGUGACCCUGGCCCGGAGAUUUCUAAAGAGACUCUCCUCCUGCGGGACAACGGCGUCGAGUUCACAGAGCCUGAGAUCAUGCGCGGUGUGCCGCUCGAGCGCAUCACUCCAGACCACCCCUACUGGGACCCUAAGUGGGAGGUACUGGAUCAGGUGACUCAGCAGAAAUUGGACAGCUGGAAGCGGAAGUUGGAAGAGUGCCUGGCUCUCAACAAGAACCGAUUCCUGGCCGGCCGUCAGGUCAACCGCGGAAACACGAUUAUGACUUUCCUGCAGAAGACCGACUUCCACCCCUAUCAGCUCGUUGGCAAGAAGUGGAUCACGAAGGGCCUUGUCAGCUACGACACGAUUUUCCGCCUGGCACAGGUGAUUGAAGAGCUUCCUAAACUCGGAGUUGACGUGACGCCAGUGGCAUGGGUUCGCCAGCGCAUGCACGAGCUCUCCGUGGAGCAGGGUGAGAACUUCAGUUUGGCGAAGACGGUUCACGAGCUAUACCACGAUCCCAAGCUGAGAGCCCUCCGAACAAAGGCGGGUGUGGGCAAUAUCGGGCGACCUUCUGGUGUAAAGAAGGGCAUGACUUCAAAGGAGGCGAAGGCUAAGGCGAAGGACGCCAAUGGAACCCCGGGUAGGAAGCGGAGGCGCCAGUCUAGCGGAAGUCUUAAGCAAGAAUUGAAGCAGGAAGACCAGACCAGCCCUACGGGUUUCCCGACAUCGCCGCGCAGUGCCAAGAAGAGCAGGCCUAAUUCAUCAAGCAAGCACGACAUCGAGACAACUGUUGGAAUUUCCCCUUCUCUCCCCUACCAUACACGGGGAAUUUUUAACGGCGCGGAUCAAGACGAGUUCGCUCACGACGGCUACACGUCGACAGACUCGUAUAGUGGCGACAGCAUCAUGUCGAUCGACUUCCGCGUGAUGCAGCUCAAAACGGCACAACACACCACCAACAUGAGCCACACGCAGUACUGGCACUGGAUCAGCGAUAAGACGAGCCCCCACUUCGAGCACCAGGUCCUGCGCACGGUCGAGCCCUCGGCCUCGUGGGGCGUGUACAAGGAGCCGCUCGACUUCCACCUGCGGCUGCACGAGCUCGACCUGGUCGAGUACUGCCUCGACAGCGGCACCGACUGCACCAAGAUCGUCGUGCACACGAGGCCCGUCGCCAAGGUCGAGCACCGCGGCAUCUUGAUGGCGUUCUUCAAGCGGCAGAGGACCCUGAAGCGGUUCUUGGGCUUCCUGGAGAAGAAGGGCGUCACCCUAGUGAAGCGACCUGCUGAGUACAUAGAGAAGCAGUGGAUUAGCAUUGAGUCGGCCGUGCUUCCUCGCAGCGAAGACGACGAGUAG
This is a messenger RNA of Diaporthe amygdali, 2568 nucleotides long. RefSeq lists its product as uncharacterized. The transcript has 2 exons. The coding region runs from base 1 to 2568 and encodes 855 amino acids. NCBI's taxonomy places the organism in Eukaryota, Fungi, Ascomycota, Sordariomycetes, Diaporthales, Diaporthaceae. The record is from RefSeq and is a predicted model, not a curated record.